Molecule: messenger RNA, 474 nt
Organism: Ostertagia ostertagi
Lineage: Eukaryota; Metazoa; Nematoda; Chromadorea; Rhabditida; Trichostrongylidae
Source: the annotation of a GenBank genome assembly
AUGAAGGAUUACAAAGAGGGUGUAGUCUACUUCGGCGAUGACGACAACUCAUAUGACACACGAUUAUUCACUGACUACAUAAGAAAUGUUAAAAAGAUUGGAAUGUGGGCCGUGGGACUAUCCGGAGGAAGCCUCGUAGAGUCUCCGAGAGUUGUGAACAACACUGUGGUCGGGUACAAAGUAAAAUGGGGUACGAAACGAAAAUUUGCAGUUGACAUGGCAGGAUUUGCAAUCAAUCUUAACAUCGUGCUGAAUACAACCGCUGUUUUUGGAAAAUCAUGCCAAAGUGGGUUUGGAGCUCCAGAACCGUGUCUGCUAGAAGAUAUGGGUUUUUCUCAAAGCGAUAUCGAGCCGUUUGGACUAGAUGAAGAUGCAGCUAAACAUGAUGUUCUAGUAUGGCACACUAGGACGACACAACCGAAAUUCAAGAAACACCCGUCUGAUGCGUACGACGAUUUCGUCGUAGAAUUGUGA